CUAAUCCGGUGGCCAACCCAUCUUUGUACAGAUUCGUCACGCGUCAUGCUGGCGAAGUCCGCAAAAGCCAUUGAAAUGAUACGAAGGAAGGGUUCGUUGCAUGAAUGAACAUGGAGGUCCGGUGGCAGCGGGCGAUGCAGAAAAGGGUAAAGAGGGAGAUUUGGAGAUUACUGGAGACAGACAAGGGAAGAUUAACAGGUAGAUUCUUGUUCGCAAUCGACUUAGUUACUCGUUACUGUGUACGUAGUCUCAGUGGAAGUCUACGAAUGUGUCUGUGUGUGAGAGAGGUGCGUUACUCUCCGAUGUGGUGGUGGUGGUGGUGGUGGAACAUCUCUCUCCUGGGAACAAUAUAUGGAUGGGAUGGCUCGCUCGUCCGCCUCGCAGUCUUGACUCUUGAGUGUCGUGGAUAAUUCCCAUACCAUUGCUUCACUUGCUUCAUUUGCUUCAUUGCGAAUCCAGUCGUCCAUUCGUUACUCAUUCAGUCGUUUUCCCUAUCGUCGUUCAAUAAUACCCACACCCGGCAGUACCCUUCCGUACGUACCUACACGUACCUACACUAUAGUCACUACACCACACGCAUACCAUCCAUCCACACCGC
Messenger RNA from Aaosphaeria arxii CBS 175.79, 598 nucleotides. RefSeq lists its product as uncharacterized. The record is from RefSeq and is a predicted model, not a curated record. Lineage: Eukaryota; Fungi; Ascomycota; Dothideomycetes; Pleosporales. The coding region runs from base 105 to 410 and encodes 101 amino acids. The transcript has a single exon.